Messenger RNA from Chelonoidis abingdonii (Abingdon island giant tortoise), 5010 nucleotides. The record is from RefSeq and is a predicted model, not a curated record. Lineage: Eukaryota; Metazoa; Chordata; Testudines; Testudinidae.
CCCCGCCUCUCUCCGGGUGAGGACUAGGGGCUGAGAGGCGGCGGCGCGUGCGCAACGUCGUUGAGGUCUCAGAGGGGAGCUUGCUUGUCUUGUCCCGUCCGAGGCGCCGUCCGUUCCGUGAGUGGUGGUGCGAAGAGCGCUGGGGGGUUGUGAUAGCGACGCACCCCGAUCCCUUCCCCCCCUCCCCCAGUGAGGAGCGAGUCUCUGGCUCUGAGGAGAGGCUGGGACCGCGCCCCCAUCUCCUCCCACCCGCCCUGCAGGGGGCUCUGCAGCCAUGGCAAUGACGGGUCCAACACCCUGUUCAUCCAUGAGUAACCACACCAAGGAGCGAGUUACAAUGACAAAAGUGACACUAGAAAACUUCUAUAGCAAUCUCAUAGCACAACAUGAAGAACGGGAAAUGAGACAGAAGAAGCUAGAAAAAGUGAUGGAAGAGGAAGGUUUAAAAGAUGAAGAGAAGAGACUCAGGAGGUCUGCACACGCCCGAAAGGAAACAGAGUUUCUUCGGUUAAAGAGAACAAGACUUGGUUUGGAAGAUUUUGAGUCCUUAAAAGUAAUAGGCAGAGGAGCAUUUGGAGAGGUGCGGCUUGUCCAGAAGAAGGACACAGGGCAUGUAUAUGCGAUGAAAAUACUACGCAAAGCUGACAUGCUUGAAAAAGAGCAGGUUGGCCAUAUUCGUGCGGAGCGGGACAUUCUAGUGGAGGCAGACAGUUUGUGGGUUGUGAAAAUGUUCUAUAGUUUUCAAGAUAAGUUAAAUCUGUACCUUAUCAUGGAGUUCCUGCCUGGAGGUGAUAUGAUGACACUGUUGAUGAAAAAAGACACGCUAACAGAAGAAGAGACUCAGUUUUAUAUUGCGGAGACUGUGUUAGCCAUUGACUCCAUUCAUCAGCUUGGUUUUAUCCAUCGGGAUAUCAAGCCAGAUAACCUCCUCUUGGAUAGUAAGGUACAAAUAUUGGAAAAGAAAAGGGAAAUGAGCAGUCCUGAUGCCUGUGUGUUCUGGUCCUCUUUAGCUUUCCAGAACAUGAAUUCCAAAAGGAAAGCAGAAACGUGGAAGAGAAACAGACGUCAGUUGGCCUUUUCCACUGUGGGAACUCCAGAUUACAUCGCUCCUGAAGUCUUCAUGCAGACAGGUUACAACAAGCUUUGUGAUUGGUGGUCACUUGGGGUCAUCAUGUAUGAGAUGUUAAUUGGUUAUCCCCCUUUCUGUUCUGAGACCCCUCAAGAAACCUAUAAGAAAGUAAUGAACUGGAAAGAGACUCUGACCUUCCCCCCGGAAGUUCCAAUCUCUGAGAAAGCAAAGGAUCUUAUUCUAAGAUUUUGCUGUGAAUGGGAGCACAGAAUUGGUGCACCUGGUGUCGAAGAAAUCAAGGGUAACCCCUUCUUUGAAGGGGUUGACUGGGAGCAUAUCAGAGAGAGACCUGCUGCAAUAUCAAUAGAAAUUAAAAGCAUUGAUGACACCUCAAACUUCGACGAAUUUCCAGAAUCGGAUAUCCUUAAACCAACAGUAGCCACAAGUAACCAUCCAGAGACUGACUACAAGAACAAAGACUGGGUCUUCAUCAAUUACACCUACAAACGAUUUGAGGGGCUGACAGCCCGAGGGGCAAUCCCAUCCUAUAUGAAAGCAGGAAAGUAGUGAACUGUGACCUAAGACUAUUUCUGAACCUUGGAUCUUGUUUCUCUGUACUGGGUUAAUGCCCUUAAAACAACUUACCUGAGGGCUAUGAACUCUUUGAAAAGUUUUUCAGGACACAAUAUAUUACACACCAUUGUUAUUUACUUGGAUUUGUUUCUUCCGCUCCAUUGAAAACUUCCACAAAACUCUAUCACCUCUGAUGCAGGCAGAUAUUUUUUUGCUGCUUCAGGAGCAAGCCUGUCUCUAUUUCCACAUUAAAUUCCUUGCUAGACUGUUCAGUCCAGUAGAAGAGGAGAGAGAGAAGAGCAUCUUUACUUUCUAACAUCACAAAGCAUAUGGUAUUCACAAAAUAUUUCACCAGUCCUGCAAUGAGUGAUCUACUCAGUCUGCCAGUUCUGCCAGCACUGUUUUCCUAAUGGCUAAGAACUGUAGCACACAGGAAAUAAAGCAAUAAUUAAGGCUUGAGAUAGACAAAACUGUCCAGUAAAUUAUCUAGUAGACGAACAAAACUUGUAUUGCCUUAACUGUAGUUUGUAGUGAUAUUUUUUUAUAACUCAGAAGCCUCUUUAAUAGCAUUUUUCAGCUCAAUCAGUAGCGUCAAGUUGUGGUGCACUUUACUUUUGGUACUAAGACAAUGACCCUCAAGCCAUUUAAAUAUUUUUCUAAAUUAAAAAAUUGUGUAGCACGUUUGCUUUUUCUGAGCAGUGACAGGAGAAAACAGGCCACUCAUCCUGGUAGAACUUACUCCAUGGAAGCUAACAGUUUUUCCAACUGUUGUAUUGAAGAACUUCCAACGCAAACAAAUGGCUAUUGUAGAUUAUUAGUAAACUAGCCAAGAACAGGAGUUGACCGAGAAAAGGAGUGGGUGGGGGUGGGGGCAUAGGAAGGGGAGGGAGGGAAAUCCAUUUAUCCUGAUUGCUGAUGGACCUCCUAUGUAUAAUAAGACAGGACAUGAGGUUUUCUGUUCUUGUUGCUGCCAUCUCUUGACUGCUUGUAAAAUCUGCCAGCCAUGAUCCGUUUCAAAGAUGAUAGUGCUAACUUGCUAGUGGCAUGGGGUACUGUCAAGCAGGAAGAUAUGGCAAAAAGUGUGAAAUUCUGCCUAGGGUUCCUCUACAAAUCCUUAUUCACAGUGGCCUUCUCAUCCUUAGUAUUUCAAAGUUCCUCUCAGUCCCAUGGCUAAGACAUCUGUACCCAGAGUCUUCCAAGGGGGUCUGAAAAUUCUGGUACAUGGGUCCUGCCGUGUCUCUCUUUGACUAAUUAUUGCCUAAUGUAGUUUAUGAAAGUGUAUUCCUUUAUAAUCAGGAUGCUCUCCAUGAGAGCCCCAAAGUGCCUUCCCUUGCCUGAGCACCUCUUGGAGCUGGAUCAAACUAAUUUGGAGGAUUCUUUCUCAGCUGAGCUCUUGAUAAUUCCUUUCCAUGUGCAGGAACACCACUUAGCUAUAAAAUAGGUGCAAUCAGUGCAUUCCUAGUGGCGUGUGAAACAAACAGAUCCACUCCCCCUUGUGGUGCUGGUCUUUAGUGUGUCACUAGAUUUUAAAUUAACGAGAUUUUUAACAAGUGCAUAUCAGUUUGAACAGUUUAAAUUCCUGCUACAUUAUAUUUUUGGUGCUGAACACUAAAAAUACCUAGCAUCUAAAAACAACUGUUUUUUAAAAGCUAGAUCAGUGUGUCAAGAUGACCUCGUGGCUAUGGUUUGGAUUUAGCCCUAGCUUUCUAGACUAAGAAAGGGAAGAAUCUGUGAUUGUAAUGUAGUAAAUUUUUUUUAAUGGCUGCAUUAGGGAAUAUUCCACUAAAUGUCUUUUGGAUUAAAGUGUCACAAAGGAAAUGUUGAAUGAAGGAUUAAUUUGAGUGCAAAUACUGUACAUAACAAGCUGAUUAAGAUUGUGGGUGACAACUUGUUAACGUCUUCUCCCUAGAUGCCAUAGCUAUGAGAGUGUCCAGAAACCCUGAAUCUGUGCUGUUGUAUUUCUGCGGAGUAGGAAUUGGUUCAGUGCAUUGCGGUAACAGUUUAAAUGCCAAAUUCUGCCAAUCCUAAAUUCAAGAGCAGUUUUUACUCUGACGACAGUGAUCUUUUGGCCCAUGGGAUUAUUCAUAGGACUACUUAAGCAAAGUAAAAUAAAGAUCAGGGUCUUUAUUUGCUAGCCAGCAAAGCACCCUUUUAUGCUACUAAUAGUUUUUUAAAUCAAGGACUGAUUAUUACAUUUUAGAUGUGGGUGACAGAGCAAUUUUACCACAUCUGAAAAUAUUGCUUUAUAAGUCAUUGGAAAGUUAAAAGCUCUUGGUCAUUUUUAACUAUUAAAUUGUUUUACAAUUCUUGCUUUAUUAAAAUGUGAAGAUCAAAACCCUUUUGAAGCUGUUACAGUUUCGGAGUAAAAGGUUUUGAGACAGCAGCUGCAUUGUUAACCCUUUAAUAAAAGGGACUGGUGUUUUUACAGAUACCAAAGAACAAGGGAGAGAACUAUACAAUUAUAGCUUGUAGGGGCUGGCUGUGAAAGUCUAUGAGCAAUACCUUGUUACAGAAAUUUCUAGUGCACAUGUGAUUUCUGAAUGCCUUCUGACCCCACACUCAGAUUGUCCAGUUGGGUGGUGUAUAUUAUCAUCCUUGAGUUAAAAAGUGAAGAUCUUCAAAGGCACAAGUGGCUCUUAAGAACCUAACUUCUGUCAACUUUCAAUGGAAAUUAAGUGCCUUUGAAAAUCUCCCCCUGAAUGUGAAACCUGUCAGUCCUCCCUUCUAAGUGACAAUUUUCCCCUUACAACAGAUGCGUCAUAAGUCUGCCUUUUUGCUACAGGUAUUUUUUAUCAACACUAGAAAAACAGUACUGUGUAAUAUUUCCAGGAUCCACACUUCACUGCUGUCAGAAUAAGAAUUUUGUACUUUUUUUCUAGAUAUGCUAGCCAAACAUUUUUAGUAAGUUAACAAGUUACCAGCCUUGUGUAUGUUCUCAUUAGCUGAUAAAUGGAGGUAAUUAGGAAUGCCUUGUGGUUUGUUGUUUAAAGCUGCAAACAGAUGAAGGUUGCAAGGAAUGAGUCUGGUUCUUUCUAGCUAGACGUGCAGGAGAAACUAAUUCCAAUCUUAAACUUCCGAAUGGAUGUGACUGUAAGUUAUGCUGCCAGUUCCUCUCUUCAUAUUAUUAUGCCUAGCACAAAACUGCACUUAGGUGUCACCUACUAUCACUGUGCCCUGACUCUGCCUUAAACUGUCAGUUGAAAAAGCGUUCUGUAAAUACAUGAUGCCAUUACUAAAUCACAUUGUCAAAUUUGGCAGACUUGUUCUGUCUGAUGCUGGGGUCUCAGCACAGGGAAACCCAAGUUAUUUUUAUGGAAUGAUCUUUAUGUUCUGCUGAGCUGUGUAAAUAAAUCCUCUUCCAUCAAUGU